This is a messenger RNA of Nematostella vectensis (starlet sea anemone), 2386 nucleotides long. Its product is annotated as protein singed. Gene Ontology annotation, cellular component: cytoplasm; actin cytoskeleton. Bases 150 to 1616 code for a protein of 488 amino acids. The record is from RefSeq and is a predicted model, not a curated record. Gene Ontology annotation, biological process: cell migration; establishment or maintenance of cell polarity; actin filament bundle assembly. The transcript has 2 exons. Gene Ontology annotation, molecular function: protein-macromolecule adaptor activity; actin filament binding. NCBI's taxonomy places the organism in Eukaryota, Metazoa, Cnidaria, Anthozoa, Actiniaria, Edwardsiidae.
GGCUAUCGUAUUUCACGGCUGAGCUCAAUAGUUGCGUCCGGUUUCUGUGGUAUUUCAGCUCACUCAGGCGGAAAAGAAAGUCCUUGUUCUGUAUCGUCCGUGUAUCCAAGUCAAAUCCCUUCAGUCGUUCUUCGCUCUUGUCUGAAAAAAUGGUCGAACCAUCUAAGUGGAAUAUCGGUCUUAUGAAUGAUAACUCGUCCAAGUAUCUCACCGCUGAGACAUUCGGAUUUAAACUGAACUCGGAUGGCGUUUCCCUUCGAAAGAAGCAGACAUGGUCUCUUGAGCAAGUUGACGGGGAGGCGAUCUAUCUGAAGUCGCACUUGGGAAGGUAUCUGACGGCGGAUCCUAAAGGCAAUUUGUGUUGCGAGGCGGAAGAAAGAGAGAGCAACGCAAAGUUUACAGUCGAGAUAAAAGAUGGGAAAUGGGCACUGAAAAGCGUCCACGGCGCGUACUUUGGUGCGAACGGUGACCAACUAAAAUGCGUGGCGAAAAUCGGGAAAACGGAGUUAUGGACAGUACAUUUGGCCAUGCACCCUCAGAUAAACCUGAAGAGCGUUUUGCGCAAGCGAUACGCGCAUUUAGACGAAGAGGAUAAUGAUGUGAAAGUAUCCGAGCUGAUCCCGUGGGGUGCUGAUGCCACCAUCACUUUGAAAUUCUCGGGAGGAAGGUAUUUUCUCGUCACGAGUAAUGGCAAAUACGUAAGUGCAAGCGGGGACUUACAGGACGAGCCUAAUGAUGAUUGUUCGUUCUCCGUGGAGUUCCACCAGACAAGCAUUGCAUUUAGGGAUCACAAGGGCAAAUACUUGACGGCUGUUGGUACCGGUAAACUUCAGUCUAAGAAAGAAACCGCGGGCAAAGAUGAGCUCUUUCAGUUGGAAGACAGUCAUCCGCAGGUCUCCUUCAUCGGUCACACAAACAAGAGGGUUUCCAUAAAGCAACACACGGACCUCCGCGCCAAUCAGAUGGACAUGGGAGACACCGAGAUCUUCCAGCUCGAGUUCAACGAAGACGGCAAGACCGUGUCCCUGCUCGGUAACAACGGCAUGUACUGGGUUGCCAAUGGACCCGUCUCCGCCACCGAGAAGACCAUCACCCCGAAAGCCCAGUUCACCAUGGAAUACCAUAACAAUCAAGUAGCGUUCAAGGCGCAUACUGGGAUGUACCUGACCUCAAACAAGCAGGGACAGCUACUCGACGGCACACCAGAGCUUGAGGAGGCCGGCAAGUUCUCCAUGGAGAUCGUCAAUCGCCCGCUGUUGAUCCUGAAAGGCGAGUUUGGGUUCAUCGGGUGCAAGACCUCGACUAACCGCCUUGAAUGUAACCGCGCCGCCUACGACGUCUUUACGCUGGAAGUGGAGGAAGCGGAGAGCGAAGAGGAACGAGGGACGUGGUAUAAGAUUGGAUCUGAGAAGGGCAAGUACUGGCGCGUGGAGGGAGAUGGGAGUAUCUCGGUGUCUGGCGAGGCGAAUAGCGCUGAUCUGUUCGAGAUUUUCCUGGAGCGCAGGAAUUAUCUGUGCAUCAAGGCGAAGAACGGGGCGUACCUCAGAGGCCAGCAAAAUGGAGUGUUCAACGCAAACGGAAAGAGCAUCGCGAAGGACAGUCUUUGGGAAUACUAGAAAGGAGGGGAGGUUGCCAGAGAAACGGCGUAUACAAUAACGCAAAGUAAGGUCUUGGGACACCUUAAAUAGCUAUAAAUCACAUGCCAAGAGGCAGGAGUGCCCAAUAGUAAAAUUACUUACUUGGACAUAGAUAGAAUAAGGUAUAAACGAUUUCAAAUUAUUCCAGUGUCAAAUGUAGGCUAUGUCUUUAAAUUAAUGGAUCAUAAGGGUACAUAUCUUACUAUCCGACUACUAGAUAAUUAUGUUUAUUUUCUGUGAUUAUAACUCAAGAACAAAAUAAUACCCCUGUUUCGUAUCUUUCAUUAUUUUUGUUAUAUUUUUGUCCUCUUACAAAGAGAAACCUGAAGAAUUCCGUAAAUAGAGGUGUUUUGCUUGAAAGAAAUCAAUUGUUAGAUCUUUUUUAAUGUGAGUUAAAUUAUUUGUCUUAGAAAUAUUUCUAAAAAAAAGUAUUAUUUUCGUUAUCAAAUAUUUUUGUGAUUGCGAUUAUCUGCUCCUUUCACUAGUCACGUGAUCAUCAAAAUCCGAAAUCUUUAGUGUAGGGUAUCAGAUCAGAGUUUUUUUCCUUUUUUGUCGAAUUAAGACCUGCAACAAAUAACGUAAACAAUUGUCAGAUAAAUUAAGGAACUCUCGAUGUAUUCGAUAUUACAAUAGCGUAGUUAUUGUAGAAUGUUUCAAUAUCUCAGACUUAUAAAAGAGACGAAGUUUGAAUUGUGUUUUUAACCCUGUAACCAUCACCUUUUAAUAAUUAAAAUGGAGCGAAAAAUGAA